AUGGUGUUGCGCGGUUCGGAAGAAAGUAGAGGGGCCAAGUCCAUGUCGCCGGCGACUCCCAACCGAUCCAACCCCCUGCAUAAUUUCUCCUUGUCGUUCUUGAAGUGGGGAACGCAGCGUAGAAUGAGGUGCGCCACCGCAACCGAAACAGGAGCCAGAGGUCGUGGUUCUUCGGCGUCAAACUCCGACGAAUCAACGGCCACGUGGAGCGAGGCGCCGGAGGGCGCGAGGGGUGAAAAACGGAGACUCGUGAGCGAUGACGAGGGGAUCGCGGUGGUGCGGCAGAGGCUGAUCCUUGAUCUGAAGACCGAAGCCGAUAGAAUGAAAGACGCGAUUCUACGGAGCGAGGAAGAAGCUGUGAGGCCAUGGAAUCUGAGGAAGAGAAGAGCGAAAGUUGAGGCUCCGGCUCUCGCUCCCGCCGGAGGUGGCGGGAAAGUGUUGAUCGACGACAAGAAACGAAACCACUCGUUGGCGGCGAAGUUGCCGCAAUUGAGAAGCGGAUCCGACAAGACGGAAAAGGCGAAGUUUGCUUUGGAGCUAUCAAAGAAAGAGAUUGAGGAAGAUUUCAUGGCCAUGUUGGGCCAGCGCCCUCCUCGGAGACCCAGUAAGCGACCCAGAGUCCAGCAGAAGAUGUUGGAUACGCUUUUACCUGGGUUGUGGUUGACGGAGGUUACGCCCGAAUUGUACAAGGUUACAGAAGCUGCUGAUAAUGGGAAGGUCCGUCACUCUGGGAAGCGAAAAGUUGAUGCCGGGUUUUGA
Messenger RNA from Sphenostylis stenocarpa, 759 nucleotides. Lineage: Eukaryota; Viridiplantae; Streptophyta; Magnoliopsida; Fabales; Fabaceae. The record is from the annotation of a GenBank genome assembly.